Lolium perenne is the source of this 1679-nucleotide messenger RNA. RefSeq names its product U-box domain-containing protein 21. Gene Ontology annotation, biological process: protein ubiquitination. NCBI's taxonomy places the organism in Eukaryota, Viridiplantae, Streptophyta, Magnoliopsida, Poales, Poaceae. The record is from RefSeq and is a predicted model, not a curated record. Gene Ontology annotation, molecular function: ubiquitin protein ligase activity.
CACCAUUCCAUCCAGCCAUCGUAGUAUUCAACUCCCUUCGCCACCCAGCCAGCUCCAAGCCUCCAACACGCCCCCAACGCGCCUGUGCUCCACCGAUCGUCUCCACCGGCAUCGAUCGAACCACCACCUAGCUCGCACCUACCUACUUCCCACUCCCAGAACCCUCUCUGAUGGCGCUGCUUGCGCGGAGGGCGAGAAGAUCGCUGGCGACGACCAAGAAACUGGCCGCACCGGCGGUGGCGGUGGAGCUGGCCAUCCCGGCGCACUUCCGGUGCCCGAUCUCGCUGGACCUCAUGCGCGACCCGGUCACGGCGCCGACCGGCAUCACCUACGACCGCGAGAGCAUCGAGGCGUGGCUGGACACGGGCCGCGCCGCCGUGUGCCCCGUCACCCACGCCCCGCUCCGCCGCGACGACCUCGUCCCCAACCACGCCACCCGCCGCGUCAUCCAGGACUGGUGCGUCGCCAACCGCUCCCGGGGCGUCGAGCGCAUCCCCACGCCCAAGAUCCCCGUCACGCCCGUCCAGGCCUCCGAGCUCCUCUUCGAGGUCGCCGAGUCCGCGCGCGCCGGCGACGCCGCCGCGGCCGCACGGUGCGCCGCCGCGGUCGCCAGGGUCAGGGCCCUCGCCAGGGAAAGCGAGAGGAACCGGCGCUGCUUCGCGUCCAUCGGCACCGGCCGCGUGCUCGCAGCCGCGCUCGAGUCGGUCGCGGCAGCCGGAAGCGCGAUCGUCGAGGACGUUCUCGCGGCAUUGGUCCGCAUGGCGCCGUUGGACGAGGAAGCCGCGCGGAUCCUGUCCUCGCCGAAAUCGCUGGGCUCACUGGUCGCCGUCGCCGAGAACGGGAGCUUGGCGGGGAGGCUCAAUGCCGUGCUGGCGAUCAAGGAGGUCGUGUCCUCGUCCGACUCAGCGUGCGCGGGUUUGAGCGGGAAGGCCGACGAGAUCGUGGACGCGCUGGUCAAGAUCAUCAAGGCACCCAUCUGCCCGCAGGCCACCAAGGCCGCAAUGGUCGCCGCCUACCAUCUCGCGCGCUCCGACGAGCGCGUCGCGGCGCGCGUGGCGACGGCCGGCAUCGUGCCAUUGCUGAUCGAGGCCCUCGUCGACGCCGACAAGAGCGUGGCCGAGAAGGCGCUGGCGCUGCUCGACGCCGUGCUCGCGUCGGAGGAAGGCCGCGCGAGCGCGCGCGGGCACGCGCUCACCGUGCCGCUGCUCGUCAAGAAGAUGUUCCGCGUGUCCGACCUGGCCACCGAGCUCAUCGUCUCGGCGAUGUGGCGGCUCGGCAAGAGCGCCGGCGGCGACGACGGCGCGGUGACGAGGUGCCUGGUCGAGGCGCUGCGUGCCGGCGCGUUCCAGAAGCUGCUGCUGCUCUUGCAGGUUGGCUGCAGGGAUGCCACCAAGGAGAAGACCACCGAGCUGCUCAGGAUGCUCAACAAGCACAAAGGCGCUGGGGAAUGCGUCGACUCUAUGGACUUCAGAGGGCUCAACAGGCUGUCUUGAAUCAGAACCACUGUAAAGAUGGAUAUGUGUAAGCAGAUUGGUAGGAUAGUUAGAUGUAAAAUCCCUUCCCCUAACUAGAUGUUAGAUACAGACACUUUUUUGUACGCACUUAGAAACAAGCUUUUAGGUUCAAAGCAACUGUAAUCAAAUGGAAAACCUAAGGGAGCACAAUUGUUGUUUUUUCUA